GGCUGGCUCGUGCACUUUGCUGACGAGCCGUUGCUUGUGGAAACAGCUGGUGGUUUCUGUCAGCGAACUCUCCUCGGGAUUGAAAGCGACAUUAGAGCGAAUAAAAGUUAAAAGUAGACUUGAAACUGAAUGAAUGCGGUCCGGGUUGAGUCUCCGCACCUGUUCCGACUGAAACCGGGAGAUGUCAUCCUGUGAGACCCACUUUAAAUCCGGCAGUUGGAGUCAAUCAGCGGCAGACCACCGACGCUCUUUGCCAAACUGCUGCUGCUAACGUCGGUUAGCCCCCCCUUCACCUCUGAAACACUUGCAAGUAGAAUCAAAGGAGAUAGACAACCAGCUGCCGAGCUUCAUUACACUCCAGAAUCGGGCGUUUAGUUUGUUUUCAGCAUGGCUCAUAUUCAUUAUAAGUUCUCCUCCAAACUCAGCUACGACACGGUGGUUUUUGACGGGCCGAACAUCUCGCUGACUGACUUGAAAAAGCAGAUCAUGGCCAGGGAGAAGCUUAGAGCCGGGGACUGCGACCUGCAGAUCACAAACGCACAGACCAAAGAAGAGUUCACAGAAGAUGGUGUUCACAUCCCCAAAGGCUCCUCUGUCAUAGUCAGGAGAAUCCCUAUCAUUGGAAAGUCCAGUUCACAUAGCAAGACCAACCACAAAGAAAGAUCAGAUGUCCAUAUUCCCAAUGCCUUUGGAUCCCACAGAAAAAUAAGUGACUCAAGUUCUACCAGGGCUUUGUGGUUUUUCUCCAAGAUGCAGCUGGCUAACUUGGCAGAAGCGGAUGUCUCAGAAGAGGAUAAGAUCAGGGUUAUGAUGAAUCAGUCCAGCUGUGAAAUGAUGAAGAACUCUAAGCUUGGCCCUGUCCUUCCAGAGAACUAUACCUGUUAUCGCUGUGGGAACACUGGACACCACAUCAGGAACUGUCCAGAUAAAAAUGUUGAAGCUCCUCCACGGAUAAAGAAGAGCACGGGAAUCCCUCGUUCCUUCAUGGUUGAGGUGGACGAUCCCAAUAUUAAAGGAGUCAUGCUGACCAGUUGUGGACGCUAUGCAAUUCCUGCCAUAGAUGCUGAGGCAUAUGCUGUUGGAAAGAAGGAGAAGCCUCCUUUCAUUCUACAAGAGCAACCUAAAUGUGAAGAAAAGGAAGAGCCCAUACCUGAUGAACUCCUUUGUUUAAUAUGCCGUGACCUGCUGAGUGAUGCUGUUGUCAUACCCUGUUGUGGAAACAGCUACUGUGACGAUUGUAUUCGAACAACCUUGCUUGAGUCAGAGGACCAUCUGUGCCCUACAUGUGGCCAAUCAGAUGUCUCCCCUGAUACCUUGAUAGCCAAUAAAUUUAUUAGACAGGCUGUUAACAAUUUUAAAAAAGAUCUAGGCUGCGGCAAAAGCCAGAGAACGAUGUCUGUCGCUACCCAGUCUCAGAAUACAGCUCCAAAACCAAGCCCUGUCCUGAUUCUGACCCGUCCCAACGUUCAGAACAAGAUCAAGAAGCCUCUCCAGUCACCCUGCGCUGAGCAGGAGUCUCUUGUGAACAAGCCUAAACCAAAACCGUCCCCAUCGUUACCACAAAGCACUGAUGGGCCCCCUGCAACUCCAGAGCCUGCCCCUGUUGGAAACUCCUCUGAGAACACUUCUCCCCAGCCUGAGCAAAGCCUUGCUGUGAUACCCAACAAGGAGGAAUUAGAAAAGACACAUGAUAGCUUAGAGACCGUCGCUCCAUCUGACCUGGUUUCAGACAGAGAUUCCCCUGAUGCUCCAUCCCAGCUGAUUUCACAGGUAAACUCUAUGGAAGGGACAGAACAGCUUCAGACAGACUGUGUGAAUCAAAGGCAAUCCUCUUCACAUUCAACUACAAGACCCUCUAGAUCAUCCUCUAGGGACAGCAUCUGCUCCACCUCCACAUAUCCUGCUGGAAGCUUGACUGAAUCUAGCUUAGAGCAGCCUAAAACGUCCUCCUCUUCAUCAUCAUGCUCUUCAUUACCAACCACACCUUUGCCUCUCUUUCCCUCCCCUCCUUUUCACACAUUUGUUCACACCCACCAGCCUCUCAGCAGUUACUUCCCUGGAUACCCACCAACCACACCCACCUGGAAGCUUCCGAUCCCACCCGGAGCCCCAAUCCCUUCCCUCUGCUCCUCCUCUUCCACAUCCUCCAUCCCAGUUUUAAUCCCUAAGGAGUGGUACAGGUUUCAGAGAAAGAAAAAGGAAAGGUCACCUCACAAACGGUCCGUUUCUCACUCUGUUUCAAAGUCCUCCAAAUCCAAAUCUUCCCGCUCCUACUCUGGGUCAUCCAGUCGUUCUGGUUCCCGCUCCCGGUCCAGAUCAAGUCAUCGCUCUCCUAACACCAAUCACAGAGACUUCCACAGCCACUCUAACCACUCCAGGUCUUUUGGCUACAAACGGUCUCGCUCUCCCAUGCCGUCCUCAUCUUCUUCACCUCUUAGUGGCUCCCAUUCUAGGUCCAAGAUGUCCUCGGACCGCAGCCGGAAGAACUGCCACCACAGCAAGAGGUCAGCUUUAAGCAGCCACAGCUCAAAGAGGCGAGGGGAGCGCUCAUCCAGGGAGGCAAGAAAAUCCUCACGUUCUAAGGGUUUGAAUGAUAUAAGUGAUCUGAAGCUGGAGAGGCAAUGCUACCUUCAGUGGAAGAAGGAGUACCAAGAAUGGUAUAAAAAAUAUUUCAGUAGCUGUAUCAGCCAUUUUCACCAGCUGCCUUUCCCUCCUCCUCCUCCUCCACCACCACCAAAUACUCAGGACUCUAUCUACCUAAAACAAGGGGGAGAAACAGUCAGAAAGGAUGAUGGUUGUCCAACAUCUGAGGAUUCCACUUACAUUCGCUCUUCUUCCUCUCAUUCCUCAAAUGACCGUCGCUCCCCGAUAUGUCACCCCUCAAGCGACAGCUUUUCAUCCCCUCAAUCCAAUGGCAGCCAGUCUUCACCCUCUCAUUCGUCCAAUGAUGGACCCUCUGCACCAUCAGGAGCCCAGCUUCAGUUGAAGGACAACUUGGAGAAGGGCACCGAGAAGGUUAGCAGUCUACCAGACUUUCUAACAAAGAGCAGUGAGGAAAUAAAUCUUCAAGAAAUGAUAACAGAUGACAAUCCACAAAUAAAGAAAAAGGUCGAUGACUGUAGCCCCCUGAAACAUAAGCAAAAGAAGAAGCCAGAGAAGUUUGAAUCCUCCGAUUCUUCAGGCUCCAUAAAUGUUCUCAGGCAGGACAAGAGGAGACGCAACACUGAACCAAACAGCUGCAAGGAUGGCUCACCAGUAGGACACGAAGAAACUGCUAGCGAUUCCUUAAAAUUAGUCCAAGCUCUUCUGAAACCAAAUCGACGUUUAGACAAAGACAAAAAAGAAAAACCCAAAGAGGAAAUCUUAGAAAGGGAGCAAGGGUCAAGAAUAGGCAAAGGUUCAGACUCUUGUCAAAACAGAAAAAGAAAACACAAAACCAAGCCCAGCACAGAUUCAGAUAGGUUAGGCACAGAAGUACAUCAACACCCUGAAGGCAGCAAGACUCCUGAGCGGGACAAAAAGAGGAAAAAGCAGGAUAAGGAGAUAAAUAACCAACCGAGUGAUAUCCCUAGCAAGACUAAAAGUAACAAAUACCUCCAACCUAAAACUGCAGAACAGCCCAACAGCCUUAAACGUGAAUCCUUGAAGCCUUCUGACAGACGAACACAAAGUACAGAGAAGAAAAGUAACAAUGCAUCGCCUCUGACUAAAAAAGACAUCUGGGAAGGAGGGAUAAAGGUGAUUUCUCAGAAGAAAAUAAGUAUCAACAUCAACUUGGAUGGGAAAAGGAAGGACGAGAAGACUGAACAGAAUUCUUCUAGUUCGGGGGUUAGUACUCAGGAAAGAAAAGAGCCAUCUAGUGAUACAGAGGAAAAGUUCAAGAAAGAAAAUACAGAAACUGUAGUAAACGAAAACAAAGAAUCAAGCCCUGGACUUCUGCCACAAGAGAAACCAUCUAUUUGGCAGGAGAUUAAAGAGUCAGGAAACAAAGCUACCUCCAAUGUUGACCAUAAGGAUGUGUCUAUGAAAAUCCCUAGAGAGAAAGAAAAGGAUGGGGAGAAAAACAAGAAAGGGGAGGAGGACUUAGAUUUAUGGCACUGUGCACUGAAAGGACUGGAAGACAAGAAGGAGAGAACGACAGGAAAGGAAGAAGAGGCAGAUAAAGGAAAAGAUGGCUGCAGAGACCAGAAGAUGGUCCUAAAGAAAGGCAGUACAAGCAGAGAAAACCGAGGUGAAGCACAGAAGGAAGACAAAGCAGUGAGGUCAAGCUCACAGAGAAGCAAACCAAAAAACCUCCAUGAUAGACAGAACGACGCAUCAAAACACAGCAGCAGUGAUACUGAAGGGAGACAGGAGAUGACCGCAGGGGGAAAACUACUGGAAGAUCUGUCAAAGGGCCGAGCUAAAGUCUCACAGACUGAACCUACACAGGUACUUCACUCCAAGUGGGGGAAAAAUGAAAAAGAUGUGACAACAAGAGAAGUUAAAGCGACUCAGCCUAAGCCAUCAGAGACGAGGAACAACACUGAAUCAGUGGGAGACAAUGAACAGAAGAGUCUCAGAUCAGUGGAGAGAGGGAGAGACAGGAACAGGGUGGCCGUGGGAGGCAGAGACCAGGAGAAGGAAAGAAACUCUGCUUCAUCGGGGUCAUACUCUACUGUGGCUCCCUCUUGUGACAGUGAGAGAGAGAGGGACAAAGAGAGAACAAGGGAAAACGAAAGACGAAGAGAGAGUGAGAGGUCAAAGCAAGGAAUGAGGGAAGAGGAAAGGAGAGACUGGGAUGCCCCAGUGUCAAAGAGAAAUUUGUCCUCGUCUCACUCAUCUCAUUUGUCAGUUUCAAACAAUACAGAGAACAGAGGACUGCUAAGAGAGAGUGUCCAGAGCUUUUCAAGUCACAGCAGAAAAUCCUCCAGAUAUACCUAUAUGCCUGAUCAAAAUGCAGCCAAGAGACACAGAGAUGCAUCCCUGGACUUUAAUAGUAAAGACAAAGACCACUUUGACUAUAGUUAUCACCGUCCAGCAGCAGACUACGGUUAUAAAGAUCGACCUGCAGGGACUCAACACUCACCACCUGCUUACAGCUACUGUAGGGACAGAGGCACGCACUCCUUCGAGCCACCGGCCGGCUCUCAGAGAGGCCUAAUCGACUGGGAAUUAAUGCAAAACAAAAACAGAACUGAGAGCAGGGUACAGAAAGAAGAGAAGCCAGGAAAGGAGAGGAAAACUUUAGGAGAUGGCAAAAGGGAGAGAGAAUAUUCUGAGGUGGUGGGUGGGCGAGAAAGUGGGAGUCAGGAGGAAAGGGCCCAAAGACUAGAUGAGCGACGUAGAUCCAGCAGCAGUAGCAGCAGCAGCGUCCGUUCAUCUGCCAGCCGCAGGAGCAGCAGGGAUGAACAGAGAGAAGGUAAAGAAGCAUACUGAUAGAAAAAGGACAGGCCACACCAGAGCUGCACAAAAAAGUCUUCAAGCAGCAAACGUAGGACGUAUGGAGAAGAGUUGCUGCUCUGUUACAUUUUCUUUACUGUGAGACAAAAAUACUUGAAUGUUUUCCUUUCCUGACCAAAAAGGUGUCUGGGUUUAUUGCAAUAAUUGUUUUUUUUUUAUUAUUCCAGGGUACUUUCUGUAUCACAUUAAUAUUGUCAUAUCUGACAUGCAUCAACCCAAAAGGCUUGCUAAAAAGUUGUGAAGGAAAGCACUUUAAACACAAUACAAAAACAAAUGUGUGCAAAAUCAAAUGUCAAGGCUCAGAAUGUUUUUGAAUAAUUUUAAGUUGGUUGCUUAUGCACAUGCUUGACACACUGAAAACCACCAGCAGCUGCAUUACGUAUGAACAGAACCUGUUACACCUGAAAUGAAUGAGAUCAUCCUCUGACAGGAAAUGAGUCAGGAAUUUAAUUUGCCUCACACGGGGGUGCCAGUAGAGGAUUCCUAAAGAGAAGCUGUGAUUGAUUCAGAACAGAUACUGUGAAUAUUUAUGAUUUCCACACUCUGUGUUGUUUUUUGUUUCUUUUUAAUUUUGUAAAUGUUAAAGAUUGCUGCUGAGUUGAUUAUUUACAAGAGAAAGGUCUGAUAUUUCCUGUUUGGAGGAAAUAAAAAAAAAGGAACCAUA
Molecule: messenger RNA, 6106 nt
Organism: Girardinichthys multiradiatus
Lineage: Eukaryota; Metazoa; Chordata; Actinopteri; Cyprinodontiformes; Goodeidae
Product: E3 ubiquitin-protein ligase RBBP6-like
Exons: 19
Coding region: 388-5418 (1676 amino acids)
Biological process (GO): protein ubiquitination; ubiquitin-dependent protein catabolic process; mRNA processing
Cellular component (GO): nucleus
Molecular function (GO): zinc ion binding; nucleic acid binding; ubiquitin protein ligase activity
Source: RefSeq, a predicted model, not a curated record